AGAAGUAGCAACGAAGCAUAAUAAUGAGAAUGAAGAUUUAUCAUUGUGCACACAAAUGCAAAAUCUUACCCUAGAAAGUGAUAUAACCAUCACGCAUACUAAAAUAAAUACAUCUCAGACUGACAUAAAGACUUUACAAAGUUAUAAAACCAUCAUACAAAGUGAUAUAAAUCAUUUGCAAAUUAACACAAACAACCCACAAAGUGAUUCAAACAUUUGUAUAAUAACACGAGUUUCUGUCUCUGACUUUGAACGCGAGAUUCUGCAACAGUUAGAGCACGUAGAUAACCUCGACAAAAAUAUUUUGAAAGGUUUCAUUCCUCUAAUGGUUGAAAGCCUCCUCGGUGACAGUUUGUCCCGGAGUAAACUUAUCACUUUAUCCCAGCGUUCACACACAAACAUUAACAUGACAGAAGAUUCAAUUGGAGUAGAAUUUAUUGAUUCACAGAUGUAUCUUCAACUGACAAUAUUACCAAAUACUGAGGGGACAUGUUUCGUUCCAAUCACAAUUUCAAUGUACAGAGUAAUUGGUCAUGUUCCCUUAGAUUUAUUCAAACUUAAUUUUUAUAUUAAAGUUGAUAAACCCUCACAGUUUAAAGAAAAACAAGGAGUGGGCAGUGUUACUCUUGCAUCGGCAAUAAAUGAUGGUGAUUAUAACUUAAUAAAGAUAGCAGUUGCAAGUCUAAAUAAUGUGAAUGAUCAAACACCAGACGGCAUCACACCAUUGAUGUACGCAGCUUAUAGAGGCAACACAUUUUGUCUGGAGCUGCUUUUAGCUGAGGGAGCUAAACCAGACCUCGCAGACAGACAAGGCACCACCGCCUUAAUGUUUGCUGUCCUCGCCAACUCCCCUGAAUCUGUACACGUCCUACUGAACCGUGGUGCCACCUUUAACGUAAUGGACGACAAGAAAAACACGGCAUUCAGGAUUGCUGUGUUAAAAGGAUUCCACGACUGCGUGAAAUUAUUAAAUUCUGCGUCAGAAAAUGGAAAACUUAGAAACGAACGUGAAAACUGGAGCUCGGAUUUAGUACUUGCGGUUGAAGACAACCAUACGGAAUGUGUACUGAACAUUCUAGAAGCUGGUUUUAAACCUGAUGCACAGGACCAGCAUGGCAAGACGCCAUUAGUCAGCGCCAUAUUGUCUGAAAACAAGGAAAUCUUUGACAUUCUCAUCAGUAAAGGUGCAAACGUGAACCUUCCUGCUGUAGACAAUGUAAGUCCUCUAAUGGCCGCAGCUUGGAUAGAAAAUGUAUACUUUCUUGUAAGACUUAUUGAGAUGAAAGCGGAUCUGGAUAGGCAAGAUGUGAAGGGGUGUACAGCGUUAAUGUUUGCCUGCGAGAAAGGGAACAUUGAGUGUGUGAAAAAACUUGUAGAACAUGGCGCGGAUAUAGAGAAACGAACAAAGUAUGGAGAAACAGCUUUAACUGUUGCUAUUUCAAAUGGAUACUUAGAAUGUGUAAAAUUAAUAGAAGAGCAACAUCGAAAAGUAAUAUCGCCUCCAGAUGAUGCAAAAGCCUUAAGUGAAAAAAUCCUGUGCGCGACAUGGAAUGGGGACGAAAGUAUGCUUGAAAAAUAUUUAAAAGAGGGCGUAUCUCCUGACGACAAAAAUAAAGCUGUACUUAUUGCUGCAGCUAAGGGAAAAUUAAACAUAGUUAAAACUUUGGUAAAAAAUGGCGCUAAUGUGAACGUAUGUGACGUAUACGGAGUAACACCCGUGAUGGAGUGUGUAAUGGGGAACCACACUGAUUGUCUGAAGGAGUUAGUGAAACAAAAGGCUAACCUUGACCAUCAAAACAUCAACGGCGUUACAGCGUUAAUGUUGGCAGCCGUUAACGGACACGAUGAAUGUUUAACUAUUUUAAUUCAACACAAAUCGAAACUACAAUCAAUUAACCAACAAGAUGAUGACGGUGUUACUGCCAUGAUGCAUGCGACAAAAAACAACCACUUUCAAUGCGUAGAACUUCUAUUGAAAGCUGGAGCAUCUCCCGAUCGAAGGGACACAAAUAAAAACACCGCAUUAAUGUAUGCUGCUGAAAGGGACUAUGGGGACGACAUAAAAGCUAUGAUCAAAGCUGGCGACGAAAAAGGCGUUGUGCAGUGGUGCAGAAAGAAGCACGAUUGUGUAGACCAAACAGACAAACUGGGUAACACUCCGCUGAUGUGGGCCGCGAGGGCAGGUCAAGAUAAAAUUGUCAAGAUUUUAAUAGACCAUUCAGCUGAUGUUAAGCUGGCCAACAACAAAGGCAUCACAGCGAUCAUGUUUGCGCUUUUCUUCUCUCACAAAAAGUGCCUGGAUGUUUUGCUUAAACAAGCAAGCGACCAACUAGACAGGGUGAGCCAGCAUUGCGGCACUGCUCUGAUGGUGGCUGUUUGGAAGGGAGACUGGGAUUGUAUGCAGAUGUUGUUGAGGGCGGGGGCUGGUGGGAACAUAUCGAGGGGAGACGGAGCAAGCUGUCUCAUGUUCGCUGUGUUAAGAAACAAUCUCCAAGCUGUGAAAGAGAUUAUCGUGCGCGGUGUUUACUCCGACCAAGCUUACAAAAACGGGUUGACACCUCUAAUGCUGGCUUCUGCUAGAGGUUAUGAUGAUAUUUUGUGGGCGCUAAUGAAAAAUGGAGGCGCGGAAGCGCGAUUGACUGAUGACGAUAAACGUAACGCGUUAAUGUAUGCAUCAAGGGCAGGUCACGUGACUUGUGUUAAACACCUCAUCAAAGCCGGGUCAAAGGUUAAUGACCAGGACAAGUUCGGCCUAACGGCUUUGAUGUUUGCCGUCUACGAGGGACACGACAAAGUGGUGCAGGAACUGAUGACAAAAAACCCCGACUUAGAAACAAGAAACGAAGACGGUGCCACUGCCUUGAUCAUUGCCGCUGUGAGAGGUCACGUGAAGAGUCUGGAACUUCUCGUCAACAACGGAGCCGAUCUAAACGCACGUGAUAAACUAGGUCAGACAGCGCUGAUGUACAGCGCCAUAUACGGGAGACUGAAAUGUGUUGAGCUACUCACUCGAUUAGGAGCGGAUACAGAUCUGAAAAAUUGUUCAGAGGAAACUGCUUUAAUGCUGGCUCUACGUUUUGGAAAAGUCGACUGCGCGUUAAGUCUUAUAGAAACAGCAGGUGCUGAUGUUAACUUGCCUGACAAAAAUGGAACGACUCCUUUGAUUGAAACCGCAGCUUCGAACAACGUCGAAUGUCUGAUAGCGUUGAUAAAAAAUGAAGCGGAAGUGAAUGGGUGUGAUUUACAAGGUUAUACCGCGUUAAUGGAGGCGUCGGUUUUCGGGUAUACGCAGUGUGUUCAGGUGUUGGCUCCGUGCAGUGACGUGAAUAAAAGAAACGGGAGUCACGUGACAGCACUGAUGCUGGCGAGUGUUUACAACCGGGGCGACUGCGUGACGUGUCUACUGGCGAACAAAGCUGAGGUGGACGCCACGGACCAAGAUGGCGCCACCAGUCUUAUGCUAGCCUCGGGUCAAGGUCAUCUAGACAGUGUGGAGAGGUUGCAAAAAGCCGGGGCGGAUGUCGAAGUGGAGGAUGGUGAUGGCGUCACGGCUCUGAUGAGGGCGUCGAUGCAUGGGUACAGUCACGUGGUACGGUAUCUGUUAACAUCAGGGGCCGCGCCCAACCGCAAAAACGCACACGGGGUAUCCGCGCUCACCUACGCUCAAGCUUACAACCACGAAGAGUGCCUACGACUGCUCACAUUGGCCAGUCAGACCAAGUCACAAAAAUCCGCUGCCGUCUCCACGCUGAUAUCGUGUGCCGGCCAAGGAGACGAGAAAUCGCUGAAGGAUUGUUUAAACACCGUUGAUGUCAACUGGUGCAACGAGCUUGGAGAAACAGCUUUGAUGCAUGCGGCGGUCGCAGGCUCGGUCCAAUGCCUGGAUUUGUUAAUACAAGCAGGCGCUAGCGUGAACCAGGCGAAUCUUGACGGGCAGACAGCUUUGUUUAUGGCGAAUAUAAAAAACAACACACGGUGCAUUGAGUUGCUUUUACAACACGGAGCUGACGUCAACGUUCAAGACACGUUUGGAGUCACGGUACUCAUGGACGCAGCGGGAAAUGGAAAUUUUGAAUGUCUUAAGAUGCUAAUGAAGCGAGAUUUGAACAUAGACAGGAGAGAUCAUGACGGGUAUACGGCUUUAAUGCGAGCUGCGAGGGUAGGGGCCGCCCAGUGUGUGGAAGAGUUGCUGAAGAGUGGAGCUGAUUGCACGCUAUGUGUGACGUCACCAAUGGUCCUGAGGUAUAGCCACUAUCUCCUGAUGGACCGUGCGGCGGUGAAGACGACUGGUCAGCUCCCUGACCCCCUGCUCGAGCCCUUCACCCGCUUUUUGCUGGAGGCCGUGGACCUGGGUGUCACCAGCGUCGUGGUUCAAAUCCUCGCCUGCAACCUUAAAGACUGCAUCUACUAA
Physella acuta is the source of this 4411-nucleotide messenger RNA. RefSeq names its product serine/threonine-protein phosphatase 6 regulatory ankyrin repeat subunit B. Gene Ontology annotation, molecular function: protein binding. The record is from RefSeq and is a predicted model, not a curated record. Lineage: Eukaryota; Metazoa; Mollusca; Gastropoda; Physidae.